CCCCCUUUAUGAGUGGCCCUGCACUUGGCGAGCCCGCACGGAGUGAUGUCACUUGCUGUGCGCGUGCAGCUGAGCGGUUCCUUUUCCCUCCAAAUUAGCCCGACGGUUGGAUUUGCUCCUUUGAUGCUAACGCCAAACAACGACGACGUUGUGUGUGUGUUUUUUUUAAGUUUAUAGCGGUGUUUUUAUUUUUUGGGGCUUUUUUUCCAACAUGUACUCUGGACGGAACUUCUGGAACGACAGUUUAGUCUGUCAGGUCUGCCGCUCCAAAUACAGAAAGUUCCAGGAUUUCAAGAGCCAUAUCAGGUCAAUCAGUCAUCGACAGAAAAUGAAUGAAGUAUUCCAGACAGAAUCACCUGACUGUUACAGCUAUCUUCCCAACAUUGUCAUUAUAGAUGGAGCCACCCGACAGAACAGUCUACAACCCUUCCUAGGUCUUCAACUGCUGACUGUCUGUUUUAAUCCCGGAGCGAACCGCAUUUUUUACCUGUGCCACAUCUGUGAAGAAAUGUUGCCGGACACUCAGAUAGUAUCUCACCUUACCUCCGUUUGCCAUAAAGUCAACUACUGUAACUACACCGAUCCAAAUAUGCUUGGAUUCUCCUGGAUGCCCGGCAAAGACUUAAGGGUCAAUCUAGUUAGGCGGAAAAUGACAAAUCUGUCAGGACAGAUCCAGAUGUUGAAUUUGCCUGAAAAGCUGUUUGCAUUGUACAAAACGUAUAGCUACUCUGAAGUGAUGCACUCUCUCAGUGAAUUUGACAGUCUUCCCAAGCUGCUGGAAGACCCUGGGCAAAAGAGGGUGACUAUACGAGAGUACCAAGCAGAUGCCCAAAGAAAGUAUCCACUUCUUGGCAUGCAGCACCUUGUUGAAUGCACGUGUAAGGAGACUGAGAGGACGCAUUACCUAUGCACCCUCUGUGAACAGACGCUGGCCGCCCACGCUGUCAUCAAACACGUCCUGAGCUUUGACCACCUCCAAUGUUACUUUAAAGCCACUUCCCCCUCCAUCCUGCUGCCCGAGCAGUGUUCCUCGUCUGACUUCAUGUCUAAGAUGCUCAGUUUGGCAAAGAAAGCGGCGAAGGAUCACAGAGCUGCACACGCAAACAUUAAGCAACUGAGUGUGGAGCCUGAUGUUUUUGCAUCAGUCAGUAACUCCUGUUACAAAGCCGCUUUGAACAUCAUCCCAUUGGAAAAUGAUGGUGAUAGCUUGAAAACCUGUGUGGAACCUGUGGCCCCACUGGAUACGUCUGCUCCGACGUACAAAAUACGUUGUCAGAACUGUGCCAGAACCUUUGAGCAAGAAGACAAUUAUUUUCAGCACGUGCGAGCUUACUCCCACAAAAUGAUGAAGAAACUCUGGAGUCGGGAACAGGGUAAUAACACCAGCAACCACAAGGCCACGGCUGAAAGUGCAGACAUCUCAGAAGGUCAGAAACAAGUUCAGGAUCUACUCCAGGAACUCUAUGGCAGCUUGGCUCCAGGCAUUUCCCUGCUGGUGAUGUGUAACAUCACGGACGCAAAGACGACCACGGUCGUUUGUGUCUGCUUCGCUUGCGAAGAUGCUUUCCCCAAGGCGCUGCUUCAAGACCACUUGCACUCACCAAAACACCUCGUACAAACACUGUUCUAUCUGAAUCCCUGGCGAUUGCCGUUUGCCUGGCAAGAAGCUCCAGACCUCCAGUUCCUGGAGUCGCUGGUGGUGACGGAAGAGAAGGAAAGGGGAUGGAAGCAGACCAUUCUUCGGGUGAUGGAUGUGCCUGCCUCGGCGUUGAAUGACCUCAGCCAGUUAAGUUUCAACACAGUGUUGGAGAGAUUUGGGCCUCACCACGAAAUCCUGAAACGAAACAUUCCGCCUUCCCACACGUCUCUCGGAGGCAAGCGCUUGCCUCUGCUGGGGUCUGCCUUUCUGGUGAUGCACGACUCCUACGACGAGUCCCGCCAGGUCACGACCGUUUCGGGUCUGUGUCUGCUGUGCGAGAAGCGGCUGACUGAUACGGAACGCUCCACUCACAUUUUCAGCUUGCAGCACAUCCGGAAGUAUCUCGUGCAAUGCAACCCUGAUCUGGUACCCUUUCCCAACGAUACGAGAAUACUGCUGAACCUGGCAAACAAGGCUGCUGCCAGUCACGGUGUAUCACAUGUGCAGGAAGUGAAGUUGCAGAGGCCGCUGACGGAACCUUUCACAUUCAACACAGCAAGAUGGAUCUUGAUGCGCCAAGGUGCCCUUCACCCUGCAAUCGUACCUGGAGUACUAUUGAUCCCUACAGAAACCCAGAUGGCACGCAAGCAAGGGUACAAGUCGACAACACCUGACCCUUGGAAGAGUCAGAACGUGAAGUCCGGCACAGCUGAUGAAGGCCGCGUUGAGAAAGCGUCAGCGACCUCUGUGAAGACUGAUUGGCAAACUAACGAGAAGCCAAAAAGCUGCCACAUUCCGGCUAAAGCUGAGGUGAAAAAAGGACCGAGCAAACAUGUCCAAAUGAUCACCAGCCGAGUCGGUGACCGAAAAAGGUCAAACGCCAUCCAGAAGACAGCAGACAGCUCCGAAGACACGCCAUGUGAAGGAACGCUGAAGAUGGACACUGCAGCCAUCAAGGACAAAGAAUCGAAAGCAGUGAUCAGUAACGUCUCGGAAGCAAAUCUUGAGCAGGAAAUGGCCCAUAAGAGACGACGACUCGACUCCCAAGAGAGUGCACCGUGUGAAGGAAAGCCAAAGAUGGGUGCGCGGAUCAGUGAACGCUUUGACCCCCAUAUGGCACACGGAGCUCAGCAGCAUACUAAAAAGGAAAAUACCCUGACGUCUGAGCCCCGAGAAACCCAUGUGACUCUUUCCAAAAGCACAUGCAGCACCAAAGUGACCCCGUUGACCAAUACGACUACUCCCAAAUUGCCAACAUCUGCGGCAGGUACAUUUGGAUUCACAAGCAGCCCGAAAUUGAUUGACGCCAAGGCAUUGACUAUAAAUGUCGACAAAAACACAGCCAGCGUCGCCCACAAAACGAGAGAAUGUAACAAUUCCUCCAGCACCGCGCUGAAUGUGGCAAAAACCCAAAGUGCUUCCAAGUCUGCAGCAAACACCAAGUCCUCGGUACCGAUCGCCAAAUCCACAUCAAGCACGCCUAGCGCAGUCUGUGCUGCGACAAGCUCUCAUUUCACCGCAGCAACAAUGGCUGCCACCAAGCCAACUGCACCCACCACCGGUUGUAAUACAACAUCCAUAACCAAGAACACGGCACCUACUACCGAUGCUGCAGUGACGUCAGCCUCCACUAAGACCAUACCAACUACUCUACUGGGUUUCAGUAGGGUGACUGCAACAAACUACAAUGCAGCUUCAAACGUAACCAAGAACACGGCCCCUACUACCGAUGCUGCAGUGACGUCAGCCUCCACUAAGACCAUACCAACUACUCUACUGGGUAUCAGUAGGGUGACUGCAACAAACUACAAUGCAGCUUCAAACGUAACCAAGAACACGGCACCUACUACCGAUGCUGCAGUGACGUCAGCCUCCACUAAGACCAUGCCAACUACUCUACUGGAUGUCAGUAGGGUGACUGCAACAAACUACAAUGCAGCUUCAAACGUAACCAAGAACACGGCACCUACUACCGAUGCUGCAGUGACGUCAGCCUCCACUAAGACCAUACCAACUACUCUACUGGAUGUCAGUAGGGUGACUGCAACAAACUACAAUGCAGCUUCAAACGUAACCAAGAACACGGCCCCUACUACCGAUGCUGCAGUGACGUCAGCCUCCACUAAGACCAUACCAACUGCCACUAGUAGCACAAAAUCCAGUUUCGUGAUUGCAAAGGCGACAAAGACCGCUGCGCCGACCGCUUCCUGUGAUGCAACAAGUCUGCAACUGUCUGCAACGCCUACCACCGGUUCGAUCACAACUUCCUCUCCAGCAGCAACAACCACCAAGUCUGCAACAAGCCAUCAAAGGACUGCACCGCCGAGCUCAGUCGCUAAAGCUCCACCCACAACGUCUCCAUCACGACACCAGAAAGCACCAGAAGGCAGAACAGGAGCGGAGGCCGCAUCGAAUGAAACGCAACCCCACCCUCGCAGAGCAUCCACGGGCACGCGUGAAGUCCCUUGGGGAACUGCACAGGGGGAAAGGAGAAGUUCGGAGAAAUCCACACACACGAUCGUCACGCUUGGAGCGACUGCAGAUCGAAGUGAAAAUGCUAAGAAAGUACUUGUGAAGGACGCCGGGGGGUCUAAUUCGGAUGCAGAACCAAGUAUGCAGAAGAGUAACCUUUGUGCCAGACAGCCAAUCAAAGCCAAGCCAUCACAAAGCAAGGUCAAGCCAAGUCUUCCUAAAAUUGGCUUAAGCUACAUAGUUGUGGUGAACAGCGAAGGAAGGAAGCAGUCCUACUGCACUUUGUGCCGCAUCCGAUUGGAACGGUCUAGUCACCCACUGGAAAACUUUCAUCAGUAUAACUAUGUGAAAUUAAGGUUCCCGGACUUGAAUGAUGAGCAGAUGAUGAGCAUCAACAUGGAGAUGUUUGUGAGCAGCAUGGCUACGGUAGAAAAGUGCGUGGGACUUCGGUCCAUCCAGACGAUAGACGUGACAAACGACCAAUACAAUGAGCUGUCUGAUCUUCCAGAAGCCGAAGCUUUACACAGAUUAGAAACUGACUUCCGAGUGCCACCAUGCUCCAAGAAUAGCACUUCAUUGGCUUUAAGACGACGGGUUUCCACUUCCCCGUCACAGGACUUUUCAAGCCCAGAAUAUGACACGCUACAGGACAGGUUUGAGGCCAUUACAGAGUCCGACACUGAAGUCAAGGCCCAAACUCCUGCAGAAUUAGACUUAGAACCUGAACACACCAGCGUUGCUCUUCCACUCGCUGACCCGGAGCCUGCUGAAGCAACCGAAUCCCGAGUGGAAAUGGACACAUCCAAAGAGCAGCAGGGGAUUGGAGAUUGCGGUUUUAAGUCUGCCAAGGCGACUCAGGGAGGCUGUAAUGACCGGUCAACAUCUGCAUCCCUGGGACCAGAUCCGUCUCCAGCUUCAAUGACCACAAAGGAGCGGAAUCUGGAAGUCUCUGAUGAGAAAUUACCAUCAUUGUUUCUGGCGCCGGAUCAGUCUGCUGAUUCUGUGACCAGAGAACAACCGAAUCUGGAAGUCUCCAAUGGGAAGUCCUCAUCAGUGUUGCUGGUACCGGACCCACAUCCUGCUUCAGUGACCGUAGAACAACAGAAUCUGAAAGUCUCCAAUGGGAAGUCCUCAUCAGUGUUGCUGGGACCGGACCCACAUCUUGCUUCAGUGACCAUGGAACAGAAUUUGGAAGUCUCCAAUGGGAAGUCAUCAGUGUUGCUGGGACCGGACCCAGAUCCUGCUUCAGUGACCAGAGAACAGAAUUUGGAAGUCUCCAAUGGGAAGUCAUCAGUGUUCCUGGGACUGGAUCAGUCUGCUGCUUUAGUGACCAGAGAACAACAGAAUCUGAAAGUCUCCAAUGGGAAGUCCUCAUCAGUGUUGCUGGUACCGGACCCACAUCCUGCUUCAGUGACCAUAGAACAACAGAAUCUGAAAGUCUCCAAUGGGAAGUCCUCAUCAGUGUUGCUGGGACCGGACCCACAUCCUGCUUCAGUGACCAGAGAACAGAAUUUGGAAGUCUCCAAUGGGAAGUCAUCAGUGUUCCUGGGACUGGAUCAGUCUGCUGCUUUAGUGACCAGAGAACAACAGAAUCUGAAAGUCUCCAAUGGGAAGUCCUCAUCAGUGUUGCUGGGACCGGACCCACAUCCUGCUUCAGUGACCACAAAACCAUGUAAUCCAGUUGGAAGCUGCCAGAAGGCUGAAAGACCGUCCAGUCUGUAUGAAUGUAACCAGGGAAGAGAUGCCCCCUCCCAAGUGCCCCCUCUUUCAGGCAAUGCAAGUAAUUUGCGCACGUUCUUGUGGGUGAGGGAACGGUCCAGACAGCCAAUCGUAGGUCUGUCGACUGUGUACGAGUGUCGUGGUGCGUCUGGGGAUUCGCUCUACUUGUGCAAGACCUGCAGUCAGAAACUCCGCGUCAGUGACAUCUGCCAGCAUGUGGUCGGCUCGGACCACCAGGUGAACUACAUGCUAAGAUCAUAUCCUCAGUUUAUGGAUAGAUUUUGGGGUGAUAAUGAUCUGCAACCAGAGAUGAAAAUGGAACUCUUAAAGGACGUCGCUGAUGCGGUCUCCAGGCAAGAGCAAUCGAAGGGGAUGGAUGCAAAGGUGUGUUUUCUCCUUCAAGACGUGUAUGACUAUGUUUGGACCGCACCCUUCGAUGAAGCUCUUGACGUCCUGCAGAACGGACAGCCUGUCAUCGCAUUGACGCAAAACGAAAGAAGCCAGAAAUCAAAAGAACGGAUUGGACAUUUGGAUGUGAAUGUCAUUCAGUCCGUGGAGCCUUCACUCUCUGCAGCUAGCAUGUCCCCGGGUCCCUCAGACAUAGAAGAACACAGAAGGUCCAUUUCAAGUCCCAUCUCCAAUACAACACCUGUUGUAUUGCCACAGUCUGGGUCCACUUCAACGUAUGCGCCUAUCUCAAGGACACCACCUGGGUCUCGACAGGUUAAAGAGGAAUGGGUGCCCACGGGGUGCGGCGGGGUGCCCACGGGGCGCGGCGGGGUGCCCACGGGGCGCGGCGGGGUGCCCACGGGGCGCGGGGUGCCCACGGGGCGCGGGGUGCCCACGGGGCGCGGGGUGCCCAUAAGCGUCUCAAAGACUCAGGCUCAACUGAAAAAUGAACCGGCCCUGGCAGAAUCAGCUGAUCAUGGAGAUCUGCCCACGGAGUGCGGGGUGCCCAUAAGCGUCUUUAAGACUCAGGCUCAACUGAAAAAUGAACCGGCCCUGGCAGAAUCAGCUGAUCACGGAGAUCUGCGCACGGAGUGCGGGGUGCCCACAGAGUGCGGGGUGCCCAUAAGCGUCUCUAAGACUCAGGCUCAACUGAAAAAUGAACCGGCCCUGGCAGAAUCAGCUGAUCAUGGAGAUCUGCCCACGGAGUGCGGGGUGCCCACGGAGCACGGGGUGCCCAUAAGCGUCUCUAAGACUCAGGCUCAACUGAAAAAGGAACCGGCCCUGGCAGAAUCAGCUGAUCAUGGAGAUCUGCCCACGGAGUGCGGGGUGCCCAUAAGCGUCUCUAAGACUCAGGCUCAACUGAAAAAUGAACCGGACCUGGCAGAAUCAGCUGAUCAUGGAGAUCUGGACAACCUCUCGACAACAAAGCCUCGUUCUCAAGUGAAAGAUGAAAUGACGCUCUUGGAUUCCAGAUCGCCUCCAGCGACUGUUCCUGCGCCCAAGACGCCACCUAGUUCACCAGUUAAACAGGAAUGGGCACUCCUGGAGUGCACAUCUCCUGCAGGUACCGGUUCCGUGCCCAAGACGCCACCUAGUUCACGAGUCAAAGAUGAAUUAGUACUUUCGGACAGCGAGUCACCUGUAGCCGCUAUUCCCGUCUCUAAGACGCCUCUAAGAGUACAAAUAAAAAGUGAAUUGACGGCCUCAGAAUGCAGAUCAACACCUCUUGCUGAGAAACGGUCGAGUUCGGACCCUCUCGCAACCGUCGGUUCAAUUCGUCAAGAUGAAUACCUCCCUACCAGGAGGAGAAAAGCUCACGAGUCUCUCGGGGAACUUUUUAGAAUUUGGUCCAAUAAGAAGAAAAUGGAUGAUCCUCAGCCAGCCAAAUGUACAGGCCACUCCAAUGUUGAUCCUGUGGGGCGUCGUACCCCCGGUGAUCAAGAGGUCUCCAUGGUAGAAAUCCUCAACGCGGGUACCAAAACCGAGUCUAAGAAACAAAUUGCCGACAGCCCUGACAGCUCCGCCGCCACGCUUUCUGUUGCUACGACAACGACAACAUGGUGCUCAAAGUCUGUGCAGACCGUCUCCACCGCCGCUCAAGAUACCAAGGGAUUGCAUUCAUCGAGUUGCAAGUUUGAAAAUGAUCCGCCCACAACCCCCGUGUCGGGCGACAACGGCCCUCCACGGGUUUAUACAUCCAUACGAGAAAAUCCCUCGUUUAUUUUGACAGAAGACAACACAACUGGCACGGACUCCGCCUGGAUGGGUGAUCUUCAACCCCAAAACCAGCUGAUUGAUGCUUGUGUGAAAACCAAGCAAAGUCUUGCUCAGCUACCACAACCUCGAGGCAGCACAGACGACUCGGAAGCUUUUCUGUAUCAAAGCGCCGUUUGUGCGAACGGUAUCGGUAUUGAGUCAAACCCUCAGGGAAGUGGCGCAACGGCAGGACCUACUAGGACUCCGCUACCAGACUUGGGGGGCUUUGGUUUCAGUUGGACCACAAAUGCUAACACAGUACCCACAGGUUACUCUGUGCCUAGUAACGCAGUACCCACGGAUUAUCCUGUGCCGAGUAACUCAGUACCCAUGGGUUAUCCUGUGCCGAGUAACGCAGUACCCACGGGUUACCCUGUGCCGAGUAACGCAGUACCCACGGAUUAUCCUGUGCCGAGUAACUCAGUACCCACGGGUUAUCCUGUGCCGAGUAACGCAGUACCCACGGGUUAUCCUGUGCCGAGUAACGCAGUACCCACGGGUUAUCCUGUGCCGAGUAACGCAGUACCCACUGGUUAUCCUGUGACUAACAAUAACGCAGUACCCACUGGUUAUCCUGUGACUAACAAUAACGCAGUACCCACGGGUUAUCCUGUGUCGAGUAACGCAGUACCCACGGGUUACCCUGUGCCUAGUAAUGCAGUACCCACGGGUUACCCUGUGACUAAUAACGCAGUACCCACGGAUUAUCCUGUGACUAAUAAUAACGCAGUACCCACGGGUUACUCUGUGACCAACAGUAACGCAGUACCCAUGGGUUACUCUGUGACCAACAAUAACGCAGUACCCAUGGGUUACUCUGUGACCAACAAUAACGCAGUACCCACGGGUUACCCUGUGCCUAGUAACGCGGUACCCACGGGUUACUCUGUGCCUAAUAAUAACGCAGUACCCACGGGUUACCCUGUGCCUACUAACGCAGUACCCAGGGGUUACCCUGUGCCAAAUUCCAAUACUUCAUACGUGUCCCAAAACGGCCACUCAAGCGUCCCGCUGGCAACGAGGUGGUUGAACCCACAAAUGCAGCAUUGGAUCCAGCAGUACUCGACCUGGGCAGGACCAGUGCAGACCCCUGAAAACGUCACCAAUGGUGCCACCUACUUGUGUCCCGUUCCUUUUGCUGCCACGGUGUCGUACUCCAGCCAUUCCCUGCUGCUGCAAGACAUGAACGUGCACGGGAACUUGUCUUCAUCGCAGUACAAGACACCAUCACAGUUGCCUAAAAAGGACGGAGGUUGUUCCAGUGCUUUAUGACGUGUGUACUAUAUUUACAGUUACACUACCUGUCUGGAAGGAGAGACGCGCUUCUGUUACUCCUUCCUUUUAAUGUUUUAUGUUGCACAUCAGAGUCUCGUGUUCUUUUGUAUUUUACAGUAUACACAAUCGCUGUGUAUGUUUACGUUGAUGCACCUUAUUUUAAAGUAUUUCUGGAAAAUAAAUGGAACUUUCUAACGA
This is a messenger RNA of Doryrhamphus excisus (bluestripe pipefish), 9508 nucleotides long. The record is from RefSeq and is a predicted model, not a curated record. NCBI's taxonomy places the organism in Eukaryota, Metazoa, Chordata, Actinopteri, Syngnathiformes, Syngnathidae.